CUAGGGACAGCCUGUGCAGUCCAGGCAGCAAAGGCUUCUGGGGUAAAUGUCGUGGGGGCGGGGCUCCUCACCCUGACGGGGCCCAGCAGCCAGGGCGCUGCUGCUGCUGCUGCUGCUGCGGUGGAGAAAGGGACACACGUGCGCUCCCGGCUGCCGUGGCCCAGGGGACCCUGCCCUUGCCCUUGCCCCUGCCCUGUGGCAUUCGGCAUGUACCAAGGGAAUCUGGCAGGCGAAUGCCAGGCCCUGUGCUGAGUGCUAGGGACGGGCAGCGAGCACGGAGCGGUCCGAUGAGGGCGGAAGGUGACUGUCCCAGGGAGGACCUGCUGCGCAGGAAGCAGGCGACAAAGGAGCCAGCAGUUUGGAAAGAGACCUCCCCGCCUCCCAGGCACCUCGCACCCUCCAGUGCUUUGGGAGCACGGGGCAGAGCCGUACCAUGGUCACGGCCAUGCCUCUACGUCUGCACGUCUGCGCGUCUGUGGCGCGAGCCCCUGACAGGGAGCUCUUCGGGGUGUGAUGCAAGGGCCUGGAGUAGGCUUUGGGCGGCCACGGCGCCCACUGCAAAGACUCCCAUCUGGAGUGAACACAGCGACGGCUACACAACGGGCCGGGCCGCCGGGCCGCCCCACCCAGGAAGUCCCCCCGCAGAAAGCCUUGUUUCGCGUUCCCUGAUGGUUAUUUCUGAAGUGCAGCUUACAGUCCUACUAAGAACCACAGGGGCUGGCCUGGACACAGCACCGACUCUGGCCGGGGAACGCCAAUGGGGUCGCCCCGUGGUCCCGGCCCAGCGCGGGGCCCGGGCAGCCCCAGCAGCGAGCUGCGUGGACAGCACCAGCCACGAGCGACUAAGCAUUUCUGCGUCUAUGAACGGACUGAACCCGCACAACGCCCCCUGCAGUGGGUGCAUCGCCAUCUAUCGUGUCCGUCUGGCAGGGGAAGGGGCUGGAGCGGCUCGUCCAGGACGGCACAGAGUGUGACCUGAACUCAGACCGACUGUCCUCAGAGUCCUCGCUCUUGACGUUACUCUGAGAAGGACCCUGGGGAUUUGCAGAAGGUGGGCUGGGGCCGGGAGAGCGGCAGCAGUGGGGCCCGGGUCAUGGUGAGCCUUGCCCGUCCGGCUGUGGAAUUUGGACUCUGUCCCAGAGCCAUGAGUGACGUGACCCCGGAAGGUGGACAGACGCAACUGGGUGGGUCAGAAAGAGAGAGAGAGAGAGAGAGGGAAAAUGGGGUCCCUAUAGAACAAGAAGUUUAGUGGUAAAAGCCUGAAUGUUUAUCAGCCAGGUGUGAGCAAAAAUUAGUGUUUUGAGGCUGACUCAACCUGGGGGCUUGGCUUCCAGGAGCACAAGGGAAAUUUCCACGCACCUGGGGGCGCCCCUGUAUCUGUGACACUAGUCUUGUCGAGGCCCCUGGGCCUGGUCGCGGCAGGUGCCCCCGAGUGUCCGUCCUUCGUGGAAGCAGCGUCUCUGCCGUAGGCAGACCUGCUCGCCGACCUAGCGGCAGCAGGGGGCAGUGUGGGGCGGGGUCCCCGCUGCUGUCCUCGCCCACGUCCCACCCGUGUCCCACCGCAGAGCGGCUCGGCCACAAAUGGCACCACUGGGGUCACGUCGGCACUUUCGUCAGCGUUCACCGCGGACCUGGCACAGAGGCCCUGCUCCUCGAGUAGUCGUGUCAUUCAAGCCUGACGAGCUCCGCAGGUGGCCGCGAGGCCCGUCUCCUUCCUUACAGAUGGGGGAGCACCUGCCUCGGCCCCGAGAGCUGGAGAGAGGCAGCCAGGCACGUGCACCGGCCCGGCCACGCCAGGGCCCAUCCUCUUGAACCCCCUACGGCCACUGUGGGAUCCAUCCCUCCUGGUGGGCGGGACGGGCCCCACGGUGUCAAUGGGGCAAGGACACACGGGCAAGCAGGGAGCCACCUGGAAGCCUGUUCUGGAGGAUCCGGGGCCCCCCGCUUCUCCCCCCGCAGCCCAGCUGCAAAGCUGGGCUGGGUCUCGGAACAUCCUAGAGGGCCGAGCCUUCCGGCGCCGGACCCCUGCAGAAGGUGGUAACGAUGCAGGUGCCCCUGUGGAGCCUACGGCUGACGGCUGUGAAGGGCCUGCACCCAAGGUCUGUGGGUCUCCUCGUCCGCUUUGCAAAGGGAGCCACAGGGACA
Phyllostomus hastatus (greater spear-nosed bat) is the source of this 2145-nucleotide messenger RNA. RefSeq lists its product as uncharacterized. The coding region runs from base 234 to 974 and encodes 246 amino acids. NCBI's taxonomy places the organism in Eukaryota, Metazoa, Chordata, Mammalia, Chiroptera, Phyllostomidae. The transcript has 4 exons. The record is from RefSeq and is a predicted model, not a curated record.